Messenger RNA from Myxocyprinus asiaticus (Chinese sucker), 1456 nucleotides. Its product is annotated as POU domain, class 4, transcription factor 3. Gene Ontology annotation, biological process: regulation of transcription by RNA polymerase II. NCBI's taxonomy places the organism in Eukaryota, Metazoa, Chordata, Actinopteri, Cypriniformes, Catostomidae. Gene Ontology annotation, molecular function: RNA polymerase II cis-regulatory region sequence-specific DNA binding; DNA-binding transcription factor activity, RNA polymerase II-specific. The record is from RefSeq and is a predicted model, not a curated record. The transcript is spliced from 2 exons. Bases 179 to 1174 code for a protein of 331 amino acids.
UUGCGCUCACUGACUUGCAGCUUGAAAGUUGAACACAGGAGCGGGUGGAGGCAGGAGGGCAGUGAGGGGGGGCACCAGGCGGUGCUGCCAAUGGAAACAGCACACACGACGAGCGUCGAGCCAGAGCGCCGCGUCGCCUCCAUGUCAGGUCCACUUACCUGCAAGGUGCGCAACGAAGAUGAUGGCAAUGAACGGCAAGCAGCACUUCUCCAUGCACCCCGCGCUGCACGCGAGCUCCGAGGGCAUGCGGCGGGUGUGUCUACCUGCCCCGCAGCUCCAGGGCAAUAUAUUCAGCGGCUUUGAUGAGAGUCUGCUGGCCCGCGCUGAAGCUCUGGUGGCGGCUGACAUUGUGUCUCACGGCAAGAGUCACCCUUUCAAGACGGACGUCACCUACCAUACCAUGAGCAGCGUCCCCUGCACGUCCUCCUCCUCCACAGUGCCCAUAUCGCACCCUUCGACCAACCUGCCCUCGCACCAUCACCACCACCUCAGCCACCAGACCCUGGAGGGGGACCUGCUCGACCACAUCUCCUCGAGUUUAUCCGUCAGUGGGAUGGGGGCCCCGCCGGACCCGUCGGUGAUGACCACGCAAGCCCACCAGCACCACCUGCAAAUGGGUCACCUGCACCAAGCCAUGGCCAUGGGCCACCCGCACGCCCUGACGGUCCACCACGGGAUGGCGUGCGUCAAUGAUGUGGAGUCCGAUCCCAGAGAGCUGGAAGCGUUCGCGGAGAGGUUCAAACAGCGGAGGAUAAAGCUCGGAGUGACCCAGGCGGACGUGGGUUCUGCCCUCGCUAACUUGAAGAUACCAGGGGUCGGGUCGCUUAGCCAAAGCACCAUCUGCAGGUUCGAGUCGUUAACGCUUUCCCACAACAACAUGAUCGCCCUCAAACCCGUCCUCCAAGCCUGGCUGGAGGAGGCCGAAGCGGCUUACCGGGAGAAAAACGGCAAACCAGACCCCUUUAACGGCAACGAGAGGAAACGAAAGCGCACGUCGAUCGCAGCUCCGGAGAAGCGAUCGCUGGAGGCGUAUUUCGCCAUCCAGCCGCGACCGUCGUCCGAGAAAAUCGCAGCGAUCGCGGAGAAGUUGGAUCUAAAGAAGAACGUGGUUCGGGUUUGGUUCUGCAAUCAACGGCAAAAACAGAAAAGGAUGAAAUAUUCAGCAGUGCACUAGUCUUGUUAUUGCAAACUAGACAUUUAAGGAACACCACAGGGAUCUAAAUAUUUCUUUAAAUCAUUUUAAGCCUGUAAAGACUCAAAGUAGCCAACCUACUUUUCAUAUUGCCUUCACUUGGCACACCCUACAAUUUUACACAACUUCACAUAAUAUUAAUUAGCCUAAUUUUUGGUCACACUUUACAUGACAGUGAUCAUGUGUAAUUACGUAUAGGUGUAACACUAAUGAACAACAUGUAGCUAAUGUUGUUUAAUUACAUGCAUUUAAUGUGUAAUUAUU